Molecule: messenger RNA, 2069 nt
Organism: Galeopterus variegatus (Sunda flying lemur)
Lineage: Eukaryota; Metazoa; Chordata; Mammalia; Dermoptera; Cynocephalidae
Product: coiled-coil domain-containing protein 9-like
Exons: 11
Source: RefSeq, a predicted model, not a curated record
GAGAUUGAGGAGGAUCGUAAAAAAGCUGAACUCGAAGGAGUGGCGGUAACAGCUCCCCGGAAGGGCCGCUUGAUGGAGAAGGAGAAUGUGACAGUUGAGGAGAAGAGCCUGGGUUCUUCUCGGAGGUCUCCUGGGACCCCUCGGCUCCCAGGGGCCAGCAAGGGACACCGGACCCCCCCACAGCAGGGAGGCCGGGCAGGCAUGGGCCGGGCAUCCCGAAGCUGGGAGGACAGUCCUGGGGAGCAGCCUCGAGGAGGAGCUGGGGGUCGUGGCCGGAGGGGCCGGGGCCGGGGGUCCCCUCAUCUCUCUGGGGCUGGAGACGCUUCAACCUCCGACCGCAAAUCCAAGGAGUGGGAGGAGCGGCGCAGGCAGAACAUUGAGAAGAUGAACGAGGAGAUGGAGAAGAUCGCAGAGUACGAGCGCAACCAGCGGGAGGGGGUGCUGGAGCCGAAUCCGGUGCGGAACUUCUUGGAUGACCCCCGGCGGCGCAGUGGGCCCCUGGAGGAACCUGAGCGGGACCGCCGGGAGGGUAGCCGCAGGCACGGGCGCAACUGGGGGGGCCCUGACUUCGAGCGGGUGCGCUAUGGCCUUGAGCACGAGCGGCAGGGCCGCCGGGCUGCCCUGGGCGGUGCUGGUGACAUGACGCUGUCCAUGACGGGCCGGGAGCGGUCGGAGUACCUGCGCUGGAAGCAGGAGAGGGAGAAGAUUGACCAGGAGCGGCUGCAGAGACACCGCAAGCCCACUGGCCAGUGGCGGCGGGAGUGGGAUGCUGAGAAGACUGAUGGGAUGUUCAAGGAUGGCCCAACUGCUACGCAUGAAGUGUCCCACUGCUAUGAUGAACAGGCCUGGGCCCGGCCCCCCAAACCCUCCACUUUUGGGGAAUUCCUGUCCCAGCACAAAGCUCAGAUCAGCAGCCGCAGGAGGAGGAAGAGCAUCCGAUCCCAGGCCAAGGCAGCCUCCCAUGCCUACAGUGACCAUGAUGACCGCUGGGAGACAAAAGAAGAGGCAUUGUCUCCAGCCUCAGAGGCCCCACAGCCCACUUCCCCUGAGGAGACAUCCACACAGCCACCUGAGACUCCAGCCCCUGCCCACCGGCCUCCUGAGGAUGAGGGGGAAGAGAACGAAGGGGAUGAAGAUGAGGGGGACGAGGAUGAAGAAUGGGAGGAUGUGAGUGAGGAGGAGGAGAUCGAGGAGGAGGAGGAGAUCAAGGAGGAAGAAGAGGGUGAUGAGGAGGAAGAACCAGCCCAAGACCACCAACCUCAAGAGGCUGAUCCCACUGGGAACCCCAUCAGUGAGCAGGCCGAAAAAGUGCCCUCCAGGCCAGAGGAGCCCUUGCCACUUCCCCAGACUACUGCCACGCCUUCCAGUCCCUUCUUGCCACCUGGUGGCCACCAGCCCGUGUCCGACUGGGGUGAAGAGAUGGAGCUGAAUUCUCCCCGGAUCACCCACCUGGUUGGCGCCCUCUCUCCGGGAGGUGACCAGCCAAUCCCUGUCUUCCCGGAGAGUGGGCCCAGCCUCCCAGGAACUCAGAAAGCUGAAGAGGAGGGGUCUGAGGCUGUUCCAGAGGCCGGCCCCGAGGGCCAGGAGACAGCGGAGAUCACCGACUUCCAGAGGGUGCGUUUCUGCAAGGUGGUGGCGGCAGUACCGCCACCGGGGGCUGCCCGCUGACCGUGCCCACCGGACCGCGGCUUCCACGCUCUGCACUAACCUGUCACCUUGCUCCUCUGUUCUCUGCUUCUGCCGCACUCCAGCCAGGAGAGGGUUAAAUAUAAGGGGGGAGGAGCCGGGGUCAUUGCCCCGGGUGGGGCCUGGGCAACGGUCUGAAUUUUGUGAGAACUCGGUCCGGGCCCCACAAAUGGGGGACAUCGUGGGACCGGGAUGACUGAGACACCUCCAAGCUAGCCACCCGUGGAGGCUAUGGGUGGCUAGGUGCCAGUCCCCGGGCCGAAUUUCCUGCCUCCAGGAGUUUACAUGUGGGGUAUAGCAAAUAGCCGAUGACUCUUCCGAAGGACUCGACUGAUUCGGACGGGCGCCAGUCCCAUCUGUAUUAAACACAGUGCUUCCGCUAA